AUGCUCUCCGGCAUUCUCGUCUUCAACCAAAAGGGCGAGAACCUCAUCUUCCGCGCCUUUCGCAAUGACUGCCGUCCGCGCCUGGCCGACAUCUUCCGCAUCCAAGUCAUUUCCAACCCCCAAGUGCGCUCGCCCAUCCUGACGCUGGGAUCGACGACGUUCAGCCAUGUCAAGCACGAGAAUAUCUAUCUGGUAGCGGUUACCAAGAGUAAUGCGAAUGCAGCAUUGGUGUUUGAGUUUCUAUACCGGCUGGUGUUGUUGGGAAAGAGCUACUUUGGGAAGUUUGAUGAGGAGGCCGUCAAGAAUAACUUUGUUUUGAUUUAUGAGUUGCUGGAUGAAAUCCUCGACUUUGGUUAUCCGCAAAACACCGACCCGGACACGCUCAAGAUGUACAUCACAACGGAGGGCGUCAAGUCCGCCAUCGUCAACAACCCGACCGACUCGAGCCGGAUUACAAUGCAAGCAACCGGCGCGCUCUCGUGGCGCCGCGCAGACGUCAAGUACCGCAAGAACGAAGCCUUCGUGGACGUAAUCGAGGACGUGAACCUGCUCAUGUCCGCGACGGGCACCGUGCUCCGCGCCGACGUCACCGGCCAGAUCGUCAUGCGCGCCUACCUCUCGGGCACCCCGGAGUGCAAGUUCGGGCUGAACGACCGCCUCCUCCUCGACGGCGACAGCGGCGGGCCCGGCGGCGCAGGCUCGUCCUCAUCCUCGCACGCCCCCUCCGGCAGCAAAGCGACCCGCGCCGCCGCUGGCUCCGUCACGCUGGAAGACUGCCAGUUCCACCAGUGCGUGAAACUGGGCCGCUUCGACGCGGACCGGAUCAUCUCGUUUGUGCCGCCGGACGGCGAGUUCGAACUGAUGCGGUACCGCGCCACGGAGAACGUCAAUCUCCCCUUCAAGGUGCACCCGAUCGUGCGCGAGGUCGGCACCACCAAGGUCGAGUACAGCGUUGCCAUCAAGGCGAACUACAGCUCGAAGCUGUUCGCGACGAAUGUCGUCAUCCGCAUCCCGACGCCGCUGAACACGGCCAAGACGACAGAGCGGACGAGCCAGGGGCGCGCCAAGUACGAGCCCGAGCAUAACAAUAUCGUCUGGAAGAUUGCGCGGUUCUCCGGCGGCAGCGAGUACGUGCUUACGGCAGAGGCGACGCUGACGAGCAUGACGAACCAGAAGGCGUGGAGCCGGCCGCCGCUGAGUCUGUCGUUUAGUCUGUUGAUGUUUACCAGUAGUGGGUUGCUGGUGCGGUAUCUCAAGGUGUUUGAGAAGAGCAACUAUAGUAGUGUCAAGUGGGUGCGGUAUAUGACUCGUGCGGGCAGUUAUGAAAUCAGAUUCUAG
Aspergillus lentulus is the source of this 1338-nucleotide messenger RNA. Its product is annotated as AP-2 complex subunit mu. The record is from RefSeq and is a predicted model, not a curated record. Gene Ontology annotation, biological process: vesicle-mediated transport; intracellular protein transport. Lineage: Eukaryota; Fungi; Ascomycota; Eurotiomycetes; Eurotiales; Aspergillaceae. Gene Ontology annotation, cellular component: clathrin adaptor complex.